UGCUGCACUCCUCCACUUUACUACUGUGCCUCUCGCUGCGUCGCGCGAAUUCGUCUGCUACGUUAAAAAAGUCACGCGCACACCUUGCCACGUUCCGGCGAAAAUAGACUAUCUAUAGCUAUUUCAUACGGAGUCGCGGUGUAACGAGCGUGUUUUUUGAGUUGUUUUUUUGCUCUCAUUUUCGAAAAGAGAAGGACAAAAAAAUCGAGCUUCGUAACGGUGAAGUGUCGGUGUCCGGACUUGGAUCUCUCGUUUUAUUUUUUUUUUUAAAGCUAUAUACUCGAGCGGUACAGUGUCGACUCCGAUCCUCUCGCGGACAGUCGCAGUGAAUCUCGGACGAAUCUUACGAAAUUGCCAUUCUCCGUCGCGCGUGUGUCUGUCUGUGUGCGCGUCUGUCAAACAUAUACAAGAGAAAAAAUACAGCUCCCCUCCAGUGACUCUGUGUGUGCGUGUUCUUCUGUAAUCGUUUGCGUCUCGCGCCCCGCCGCACACGCAUACACGCACGCAAUAGUGUACAGUAGCCUGUAUAUAUAGUCAAAAACACAACGAUGGCAGCGCCAAUGCUGGCCGCGUCUUUGCCGGCACUACAAGCCUCGUCGUCGUCGCCUCUUCAACAGCUUUACAAGCGCACAUUCGCGACUGCUCUGUCCCGUUAUCAACAACAGCAGCAGCCGAAAUCAAAGCAGUGCCUUAAUACACGCCAGACAGCUGGCAAUAUUCUCUUCGCGAGCAGUGGUCGCAGUAGUAGUCGACUCGUUUCAGCGAAUUUAGUCUCCUCCGGACUGCCGGCGGCGAAUUUUUCAUACCUGCACAGUAGACACUUAGCCACGAGCGCAGCUGCAAUGGCCAAGAUUAAGACCGGACCCGUGGUGGACGUCCUCGGCGACGAGAUGACCCGCAUCAUCUGGGACCUGAUAAAGCAGAAGCUGAUCUUCCCCUAUCUCGACGUCGAGCUGCACACGUACGACUUGGGCAUGGAGAAUCGCGACGCCACCGACGAUCGCGUCACCGUCGAGUGCGCCGAGGCCAUCAAGCGCUACAACGUCGGCAUCAAGUGCGCCACCAUCACGCCCGACGAGAAGCGCGUCGAGGAGUUCAAGCUCAAGAAGAUGUGGAAGAGCCCCAACGGCACGAUACGCAACAUCCUGGGCGGCACCGUGUUCCGCGAGGCCAUCAUCUGCAAGAACAUCCCGAGACUCGUGCCCGGCUGGGAGAAACCCAUCAUCAUCGGCCGUCACGCCUACGGCGAUCAGUACAAGGCCACGGACUUCCUCGUGCCCGGACCCGGCAAGCUCGAGAUCAGCUGGACCGGCGCCAACGGCGAGAAGAUCCAGCACGAGGUGCACCAGUUCACCGGUGCCGGUGUGGCCCAGGCCCAGUUCAACACGGACGAGAGCAUACGCGCCUUCGCCCACAGCAGCUUCCAGUACGCCCUGAACCGCAAGUAUCCGCUCUAUCUGUCCACGAAGAACACCAUCCUGAAGCAGUACGACGGCCGCUUCAAGAACAUCUUCCAGGAGAUCUACGACGCCGAGUACAAGGCCAAGUUCGAGGCCGACGAUCUCUGGUACGAGCACCGGCUGAUCGACGACAUGGUCGCCUACUGCAUGAAGUCCUCGGGCGGCUACGUCUGGGCCUGCAAGAACUACGACGGCGACGUGCAGUCCGACACCGUCGCCCAGGGCUACGGCUCGCUCGGCCUCAUGACCUCGGUGCUGGUCUGCCCGGACGGCCGCACCGUCGAGGCCGAGGCCGCCCACGGCACCGUCACCCGCCACUAUCGCAUGCACCAGCAGGGCAAGGAGACCUCGACCAAUCCGAUCGCCUCGAUCUUCGCCUGGACCCAGGGACUGCUGCACCGCGCCAAGCUGGACGACAACGAGCCCCUGAAGAGAUUCGCCCAGACCCUCGAGAAGGUCUGCGUGAGCACCAUCGAGUCCGGCUUCAUGACCAAGGAUCUCGCCCUGUGCAUGAAGAAGCAGGAGGACCUCAAGCGGUCCGACUAUCUCAACACCUUCGAGUUCCUCGACAAGCUCGCCGAGAAUCUCGAGAAGAGCCUGAAAGAGUGACUGAUUAGCCGCGAGAAUCACGAAUCGGUCGUUGUAAUGCGUGCCAAGUAUUGAUUUAUUGUGGGCAUACGCACGUACACACACACACACACAAAUACAUCGUGCUCAUUCAAUGAGGUGGAUGGUGAAUUAUUUUUUAUCGAGAAAAGAGCCUAUUAUGUCGUCGUUAUUAUAUGUACGGAGAUAUAAAUGUUUAAUUAUGAUAAUAAUGGCAUCGUGGAUGAUCAAAUAAUUGUAUAUUAAGACUUAUUGAUGCAUUUAUGUUCGUGUGCGAAUUUUUUGCAUAAUUAUUGUAGAUUUAUACUUUUAUGAAAAGCACAAGUGUUUUGCCCGUUUGUGCGAUACAUGUUAUAAGAAAAUUAAUGUAUAUUUUUUAAUUGUAAUUGUAUCAGUGAUUUCAAAAUUAUUAAUACAGUUUUAUUUUAUUUUAAAUC
This is a messenger RNA of Trichogramma pretiosum, 2503 nucleotides long. It is a transcript of the gene Idh, whose product is annotated as isocitrate dehydrogenase [NADP] cytoplasmic. The coding region runs from base 549 to 2069 and encodes 506 amino acids. Gene Ontology annotation, molecular function: magnesium ion binding; NAD binding; isocitrate dehydrogenase (NADP+) activity. Gene Ontology annotation, biological process: isocitrate metabolic process. Lineage: Eukaryota; Metazoa; Arthropoda; Insecta; Hymenoptera; Trichogrammatidae. Gene Ontology annotation, cellular component: cytosol; peroxisome; mitochondrion. The transcript has 2 exons. The record is from RefSeq and is a predicted model, not a curated record.